Molecule: messenger RNA, 1761 nt
Organism: Coccinella septempunctata (seven-spotted ladybird)
Lineage: Eukaryota; Metazoa; Arthropoda; Insecta; Coleoptera; Coccinellidae
Gene: DopEcR
Product: G-protein coupled receptor 52-like
Exons: 5
Coding region: 409-1488 (359 amino acids)
Biological process (GO): G protein-coupled receptor signaling pathway
Cellular component (GO): membrane
Molecular function (GO): G protein-coupled receptor activity; peptide binding
Source: RefSeq, a predicted model, not a curated record
CACAGCUCCGGUCUGUGCCGCGGCUCAGUUCUCGGCCACAACGAGAUGUUAGACAGACGCCCCCAAAAGCGCUCGCAGAAAACACGCGAACCUGCCGAAGGCUGCCAAAUCAAUGGUCAUCAAUUAAUCAGGGGUUGAUAGGGUUAUUUAUGCCCUCAGAAAGGACAAGAACUGACUUGUUGUGCCUGCAAGACUUCCUCGCUAGCCAUCGCUUCGUUUUGGCAGAGGUGAAAGUGUUUUGGCGCUCUAGACAUCGAUAAUCUUGAAUGGAAAGUGAUGAGCUGACAAUUGAACAAUAAACUCCAUCGAGCAGCAACACCAACCUUAUCUCCUCGAUAAGGUCCAUAAUCAAACACCAAUCAAUGGCAAUCAGCAGUCUGUCACCUCUCGAUCAUCAGCUCCCUAAAAAUGUUGUUACAGGGCAAUCAGAGGCCGCGAUCAUCCGCUGAUUUGCCCCCCCUUUCGGGCCCUGGCAGGGGUAUGUUCCGACUCAAGGACACCGCCACCAUGUUGAUUUUGACUGAUAAUAGAAACGAAACCGAAAUUGUUGUAUCUAUCGAGAGCUUGACGCAAGCUGCCAUCAUCUUCGUUAUGGCUGCUUCCAUUAUUAUUCUAAAUGUGCUGGUAGUGAUGACAAUUCUUAAUUAUAAAGGUCCUUCAGAAGUAAUAAAUUGCUACCUCCUGAGCCUGGCCAUUGCUGAUCUGUUGUGCGGCGUAUUCGUUAUUCCCCUGUCGAUAUAUCCAGCCGUAGUUAGGGAUUGGAUAUACGGCGAUGUAUUGUGCAGAAUGGUCGGCUACCUAGAAGUGACCUUAUGGGCUGUUGUAGUUUACACUUUUAUGUGGAUCAGCGUAGACAGAUACCUUGCGGUUCGAAAGCCUCUGCGUUACGAAACCUUACAAACCAAAACUAGAUGCCAAUGCUGGAUGGCUUUCACCUGGAUCUCGGCAGCAAUGCUCUGCAGUCCUCCGCUGUUAGGAUUCACCAAGCCCGUCUUCGAUAAAGACGCUUUCGUAUGCAUGCUCGACUGGGGCAGCAUGGCCGCCUACUCAGUUACCCUAUCUAUUCUCGUAUUAGGCCCUAGCUUGAUAACCAUAGUUUAUACGUACACGUACAUUUUUAAUAUGCUAAGGAAAAUCAGGAGUGGCUUCCCGUUUCACGAUAAGGAGUACGCCACUGCCCUUUCGGAAAAUUUAUCAAAUCCUAGUCAUAUGAUGUCGUUUUCGCUGAUAGUUGCGUUCUGGUUGUCCUGGACUCCUUAUAUAGGUGUUAAAUUUUACGAAUACUUCACUGGACUGAGGCUCCAGAUUCAAUACCUUCAUUUCGGUAUAAUAUGGAUCGGUUUCAUGAACUGCUUCUGGAAGUCGAUGUUACUAAUAAUGCUUAGUCCACAGUUUCGUUUAGCUUUACGAAUCUUCUUCAUGACAAUCUGCUGCAAAUACAAGGGUCGACUGCAGGCCGAACUCAUAGGUAUGGAGGCUGAUGAUUGACUACCCAUCACUCGUGCCAGCCUCUGGACAGGGAUAAACUUUCCGUUCACAGGACUGGCAGUUAGAGACUUCGAGUAUUUCAUCAGGAAAAUACGAGAAUAUUGGUAUCAGUAUUCAAUAGGUGGCCAAGUGCAUCGUCAUCGAUGAAUAUUUUGUGAUAAUCGUUACAAAAAUUAAUUUUAAAUGUGAAUAAUGUAAUAUAUUUUAAAAUGCGAAGGUCAAUUAAUAAUAAAUGUUUAUAGGUUUCAAAAAAUAAAACUGAAUAUAAACUCU